UGCUGAACACACACACACUCACACAUACACACAAGCUCCUGGCUGUCCCAAUGCUUUUCCAUUGAGGUGAUUAAGCGUUGUGAUGAUGGGACAUCCGGGCGACAGGUAGGAAUGUGUGAUCACAAUAUACACUUUGUGUUCAACUUGAAUUUAAAUUUAUUUUGAGCAAAGGAUCGUCUUUAAUGUGUUAGCUCAUUAGCUUCAUUGCCAGUGCUACACACGUAGUCACCUUUUAGUUUUGUUGUCAUUGUUCUGUUGCAUUGCCAUCGUGUGGUGACACAUUGGACAGCAGGGACCGUUGAAGGCACAUUUAAAGGAAAGGAACAAAAGACGUAAACACUGUGAAGACAACAAUUGCCGAAGAAGUAUUUUGACGUGGAAUCAUCUGGACUUUGUUUACAGCUUUUCAACCAAGUGGUAGAUCCAACCAGAAGGUCUGAGGCCUUCCUGCCUGGGACCUUGGCAAGGAUGGACUGGUUUUAAAUGUCCAGCAAGUUUCUUUUUUUUUUACUUCAAGGACUUCUGAGGUUUUCUAGGCUAAACUUCAACAAAUCUCAAACUUGCAGAGUUUGAGAUUAGUCCAAUGGGUCCAUGAACCUUAUCCACCAGACUUUGUUUUUGGCAGUUCCUCCCAAACCUGAAUCAAAGCCUACAACUCGAGUCUGGACCUUAUCUUGUUGCUAAGACGUGUGACCCUAAUGUUGAGUCUAAUGGCGACUUCAAAAGCCACCAAUAACCAGGGAGGGCGAGUCACUGGACAUUCAGGAUGAAGUGGCGAUCCAUUUUACUAACAUUUCUCUUUCUGACUUGCCGGUGUCACCAGCCUGUCACCGGGGACUCUGCGUCCUCAGAUGAACGCUCAGACAUCGGACACGAUGAGGACGUGCACCCCAACGCCCUCACAGAAACAAACGCAGAUGUACUGGACACGAACAUUCAAACAAGCCGGGAUGUACCAGACACAAACUUUGAAAGAAAGUGGGACAUCGACAAGGACGACUAUGAGGACGCCGACUGGCAUCCUCCUUCCUCCGUCCUGGAAACACACCCCGACCUGUCCCCAGAGAUCGGGACUUCCUCGUCAGAACAGUGCGGGGAGUACAGCAGCCAUCUGACAUCAAGCGGCCAUUGCCGACUGAUGGCCACGCUGCCCCCGGUGGCCGUGGGAACGUCGCAGAAACGCUGCCCGGACAUGUUCCGCUGCACAGACGACAUCUCGUAUUGGCUCCACGAGAACCAGAACAGGAAAGAGCAGCUGGACGACCUGACGGAGACAAUGUCAGAGCUGCAGGAGGAGCUGAGGAACCACAGCCGUCGAAUCACAGCCCUGGAGGAGCAGGGUGUAGAAAGUGUCGGUGUGAACUUGACCUUUGACCAGCGGUUGAGUUCUCUGGAGCUGCGUCAGGUGGAGGUCGACGCGCUCUUCCACGUGCACGGCACGCUGCUGUACGAGCUGCAGGCGCAGCUGCGGAACCUGUCGGCGGCCCUGGAGCGCGUGGGCCGCAAAACGGGCUGCAAGGUCAACGUGGUCCGGACCUCACCGCUGCUCGGCAUGAGAGACACACCAGCGAGACAGCACCUGUCUUCCUGUUCAUCCGACUGUGCGUCUCUGUAUCACAAUGGUGUUCGUCACUCUGGUGUGUACAACAUCACUGCCUCGCCGGGCACCGUCCUGCCAGUCUACUGCGACAUGGAACAGAGAGGUGGGGGCUGGACGGUGUUCCAGAGGCGGCGCGACGGCUUGGUGAGUUUUAACCGCGGCUGGUCCGAGUACCGCGACGGCUUCGGCGAGCCGCGGGGAGAACACUGGCUGGGCAACCAGAAGCUCCACCUGCUGUCCAACCAGGGCAACUACAGCCUCCGCAUUGAGCUGCAGGACUGGAACCAGGUCCACAGACACGCCCUGUACCACAGCUUCAGGAUAGAGAACGAGGAGAACCGGUACCGCCUCCACGUGUCCGGUUUCAGCGGCACCGUGGAGGACUCGUUCGGGUGGUACCACGACCAGCAGGGCUUCAGCACGCCGGACACCGGCAACAUCUGUGCCGAGAUCAGCCACGCGGGCUGGUGGUUCCACCAGUGCUUCUACGCCAACCUCAACGGCGUCUACUACAGGGGCGGGCACUACUCUCUGAAAGCUCAGAACUUGCUCGGGCCGGACGGCAUCGUCUGGUUCUCCUGGAAGGACUCGGACUUCUACUCUCUGAAGGUGGUCACCAUGAUGAUACGACCACGCAACUUCAGGCCACGCUUGUCGCCAUAGAGACGCACCAAAACGACUUUCAGCUUCUUGUGACUGCUAGCUGCUUCGAGGGGCCGCUAGAAAGACUCAAGAGCACCAAAUAUACACUACCGGUCAAAAGUUUGGGGUCACUCAGAAAUUUCCAUUGCACUCCAUUAUAGACAGAAUACCAGCUGAGAUCAGUUGCAUUUGUUUUUUUAACCAGGGCAGUAAUCAGAUUACAUUAUGUGCUUUCAUAACUGCAAAUAGGUUUGCCAGUGUUUUUCUAGUUAGUUUUUUAAAAUGAUA
Molecule: messenger RNA, 2530 nt
Organism: Etheostoma spectabile (orangethroat darter)
Lineage: Eukaryota; Metazoa; Chordata; Actinopteri; Perciformes; Percidae
Product: angiopoietin-related protein 7-like
Biological process (GO): blood coagulation, common pathway; positive regulation of heterotypic cell-cell adhesion; fibrinolysis
Cellular component (GO): fibrinogen complex
Molecular function (GO): protein-macromolecule adaptor activity; extracellular matrix structural constituent
Source: RefSeq, a predicted model, not a curated record